AUGGGAGAUACUCCGCCUCUUCAAGAAGUACCUCCAGAUCUGUUAUUUCUUAGUUCAGAUCCGAUUUUAACCCAUGUACCUGUUCCAGAUCUGGUCGUUUCUCGUCUUCAAUCAGUGGAUAGUACCUUGGUUUUGCCGUGUACCUCUCCUCGUGCGGUGCCUACGGUCCCUCUGUCUAGUCCUGUAGCUACUUCUCCUUGGAUUUCAAAGUUUAAAUCUUCUUUUCAUAAUCUCUCCAAAGUUGCGUCGCCGUCCUUUUCGGAUGAUGGCACUCCAAUGGUCAAAGCUCCAGCCUCAAUUACCCUCGGUUCCUCUCAGAUUUGGAAAGAUCAUUUGGUUGCGUAUUUUCAUGGAAUUCCUCCUUCUCCGGCAAAGAUUUUUUCAGACCUAAAUCCGAUUUGGGGAAAACAAGGAAGAAUCUCUGUCAAGCAUCAAUCGGCAAGGAUUUGUCUUAUUUACAUCCCAUGUGCAAUCACAAGACAAUGGGUUCUUGAUGUUGGUUUUUGGAACUCCGGAAAUUGCUCAUUUACUGUCUCUCCGUGGUCUCCUUCUGCUGAUCUUUCCCCAAUGAAAUUGGUUCAUGCUCCGGUAUGGGUCUUGUUCAAAAAGGUUCCCCCAGAGCUUUGGUCAUUAGUUGGGUUUAGCACUAUUGCUUCUGGUGUGGGAAUCCCGGUUCACUCAGAAUUUCCAAAGCUGAGUCCUUAUUCUAAUGGAGUUGUUAAGCUAAAGGUUGUUGUGGAGCUUGAGAAGAAACAACCCAGUUCCGUCAUAGUCACUGAUAAUCUCGGAAACUCUGUUAUGGUGUCUGCUGAGUUUCCAAAGCUUCCUCCUCGGUGUGGUUCGUGUUUGGAAUUUGGUCAUUUGGACCUUCGUUGCCCUACUCCAGCUGCCCGUGCCAUAUCGCCGGUUCAUCCAACGCGUGUAAGCCCUUCUCCUCUGGAUAAUGUUGGAGAAAAUUUCAACGCUUCUUCUAUGGCUCCGGGUAUCAGUAUUUCAGAACAGCAUGUUCCUGCUGUUGUUCGUACCAACAAUUCCCCAUCUUUUUCAUUGGGUGCAAGCGAAGCUAGCAGUUCUGGUGGUUGGCUUCGUGUGGUCAAUCGGUCAAAGCCUCGUUUAUCAUCUUCUGAGUCAGCCUCUAAGUCUAUCCAUCCGGUUACUUCUGCUACGUUUGCAGAAGAAGAGGACAUGAUUAAGGCUGCUCAGGUUAUUAUGCGUCAAAGAAUUGCAGAUUUGGAAGUUCAGGCUCCAUCUUUUGUGUCUGCCUCUGUGAGAAAAAAGGCACGGAGAAUUCUAAGACAGAAGCUCCUUCUUUUAUCUGCGUCAGAGCCUUGUCUGGACCCUCCGGUUGUUAUAUCUAAAUCAGUUUCUACAAGUUUCAAUUCUAGGUCUGUAUCUAAGGAACAAUUGCGUCUGCAAUCUGUUCCCUUAUCUAACGUUUAA
Arabis nemorensis is the source of this 1440-nucleotide messenger RNA. The record is from the annotation of a GenBank genome assembly. Lineage: Eukaryota; Viridiplantae; Streptophyta; Magnoliopsida; Brassicales; Brassicaceae.